Molecule: messenger RNA, 1198 nt
Organism: Umbelopsis ramanniana AG
Lineage: Eukaryota; Fungi; Mucoromycota; Umbelopsidomycetes; Umbelopsidales; Umbelopsidaceae
Exons: 6
Coding region: 93-1097 (334 amino acids)
Cellular component (GO): cytoplasm
Source: RefSeq, a predicted model, not a curated record
UUGAUUUUGGAUGACGCGGCAGCACGCAAGGAGUUUUCGAUGUAUAUAUACCAUGUAUUGAAUGGUCGAUAUGAUAUUUGACAAAAUCAAUUAUGUCUCUACCUUUAAGUAUUCCUCAACGCGAAAUUGGAAAGACCGGUGUCAAAACAUCGGCUGUUGGCCUUGGAUGUAUGAGUUUGGCUCCUGGCGUUUACGGGACUGUGGAUGACGAUAACAGCAUCCAAUUACUCAACAAAGCACUGGACAUUGGGUGUAAUUUCUGGGAUACAGCAGAUAUUUAUGGCAUGGGCCAUAGCGAGAAAGUCAUCUUCAAGGUACUCAAGGAUCGCAGGCAGGAUAUUUUCUUGGCUACUAAGUUUGCUGUGGAUUUCAGCUCAGGUACUAUUAGAAUCAACGGAUCCCCCGAAUACGUCGCCAAGGCUUGUCAGGCAUCCUUAGAGAGGCUGGGAACAGAUUACAUUGACUUGUACUAUAUGCACCGCAUGGAUCCAUCCACACCCAUUGAAAAAACUGUAGGAGCUCUGGCCAAGUUAGUCGAGCAAGGAAAGAUCAAGUAUAUUGGACUAUCGGAAUGCUCAGCAAACACACUUCGCCGAGCACACAAAGUGCAUCCCAUUACUGCUGUGCAGAUGGAGUAUAGCCCAUGGACUCUGGAUAUUGAAAAGAACAAUGUCUUGGAAACUUGCAGAGAACUUGGUAUCUCUGUAGUCGCCUAUUCACCUUUAGGCCGUGGCUUCCUCGCAGGUAACAUCAGGAAUUUUGAGGAGUUAGAUGCCGACGACUACCGUAGAGGCAACCCUCGUUUCCAAGGCGAAAACUUCUACAAGAAUCUUGAGCUCGCUGAUAGCAUCAAGGCUGUUGCCGAGAAGAAAAGUGUUACAGCUGCACAAGUUACCCUUGCAUGGCUACUUGCUCAAGGCGAUAAUAUCUUUGUUAUCCCUGGAACUCGCAAAGAAAAGUAUCUUCUCGAAAAUGCCGCUGGUGGAAGUCUUCAACUGAAGAAAGAAGAGUUGGAUCAAAUCCGAACAUUGGCAGAUUCAUUCCAACCUGCUGGUGCACGAUAUGAUGAAAUGGGAAUGUAUUCCUUAGAUCUAUAGAGGCUCAAUAGUCAACGUAAAGAUAUUACUUUCCAGUUAGAAUAGGAUCUGAAACUUGCCAUAAACGAAGCUGAUUUCUCUAGUCGUCAAUAAGCGCAAAU